AUGGCCAUGUCUGUACCCCAGACUCCAUCUCAGGAUGGGGUGACACCAUUAAAGACCAAAGGUGAAAUAGAUGAAGUACGACUAGAAGCUGCUCUCGGCCAUAAGCAGGAAUUGAAGCGGAAUUUUGGUCUGUGGAGCUUGACAAGUCUGGGCAUCGUGAUCGCAAACUCUUGGGCUUCCGCGGGCGGAACAAUCGUUGCUGCACUUCAAAAUGGUGGUCCAAUGGCAGUCAUAUACGGCUUGAUUCUCGUUAGCAUCUUCUACACUGCCAUCUCAGCAUCCCUGGCCGAAUUAUCCUCCUCCAUGCCUUCAGCGGGAGGGGUAUACUAUUGGUCCUCGGUAUUGAGUCGAAGUCGAGGACGUGGAGUAGGGUUUUUCACGGGAUAUCUCAAUGCCUGUGCAUGGCUUCUAUCUGCUGCCUCGAUGAGCUCUAUGCUAGGAAACGAAGCGGUGGCCAUGUACUUGCUUAAACAUACUAGUAUGGACUGGCAUGCCUGGCAGGUUUUUGUCGUCUUCCAGAUCGUCAAUUGGUCCUGCUGUGCCAUUGUAUGCUUCGGUAACCGACUGAUUCCACUGCUUAAUCGGAUCGCCUUGACAUUAUCUAUGGUCGGGCUCGUGGUGACAGUCAUCGUGCUGGCGGUGAUGCCCAAGAAACAUGCAAGCAAUGCUUCGGUAUGGACGGAAUACCACAAUAUGACGGGUGGCUGGUCGGAUGGGGUAUGCUUCAUGACUGGAUUAUUGAACGCAGCCUUCGCAGUUGGGACUCCCGAUUGUAUCAGCCAUCUCUCCGAAGAAGUACCAAAGCCAGAAGUUAGAGUGCCACAAGGCAUCAUGCUCCAAAUGCUCACAGCAUUCACCACCUCCUUCGUCUACCUAAUCGCCCUCUUCUAUUCUAUCCAAGACCUGGACGCCGUCUACGCCAGCAACAUCGGCUUCUUCCCAACCGCCGAGAUCUACCGACAAGCGACAGGAUCCAAUGCAGGUGCCAUUGGGCUCAUAGCUGUUCUUUUCCUCGCCACAUUCCCCACGCUCAUUGGCACCUUUGUUACGGGUGGUCGUAUGUGGUGGAGUCUUGCCCGGGACAAUGCAACGCCCUUCUCUAGUUACUUCGCCCAAAUCCAUCCUACCCUGAACUGCCCCGUUCGUGCAACGGUAGCCAUGAGUGCCAUGGUCACUUGUCUAGGAUGCAUCUACGUGGGUAGCACAACAGCCUUUCAAGCUCUGAUAUCCUCCUUCAUCGUGCUGAGCUCGUUGUCCUAUUUCGGUGCUAUUUUCCCCCACGUUCUCUCCGCUCGAAGAAACAUGGUCCCAGGCCCAUUUUACAUGGGACAGAAACUCGGUAUGGCAGUGAAUAUCACGGCGUUGCUGUAUAUCCUGGUUACCGUCGUCUUCUUCUGCUUCCCGCUCGUGCUGCCUGUGACUGUGCAGAACAUGAACUAUACGAGUGUGAUUACUGUGGGCCUGAUGGCUCUCACGGCCAUGUGGUGGAUCUUCCGGGGGAGACGCGAAUACCAAGGCCCACAGUAUAGCUUUGAAGCUGCGGAGAGGUUGAGUGCGUUUCAGGCUGGGAAGGAGGGCCGUCGGUCCUUUAUUGAUGUUGCGACUCCGAAGCCGACUUCUUUUCUUGAUGAUCAUAUUCAUGUGAGACGAUGA
This is a messenger RNA of Penicillium daleae, 1653 nucleotides long. RefSeq names its product putative choline transport protein. Gene Ontology annotation, molecular function: transmembrane transporter activity. The transcript is spliced from 3 exons. The record is from RefSeq and is a predicted model, not a curated record. Gene Ontology annotation, biological process: amino acid transport; transmembrane transport. NCBI's taxonomy places the organism in Eukaryota, Fungi, Ascomycota, Eurotiomycetes, Eurotiales, Aspergillaceae. Gene Ontology annotation, cellular component: membrane. Bases 1 to 1653 code for a protein of 550 amino acids.